AUUGAAAAUAGUUUCUGGUAUUUGACGAAUUAAACUUCUGUAAACAUUUGUACUUGCAUAAGUGCGGCAGUUUUGCGCUUUUAAAUUCAAAAUAAGUCAAUAAUGGUCCGAGUUGCGAUCUUCUGUGUGCGAAGGUGUCUAAUGCAUGGCUUGGUAAUUUGAAUUCAAUAUAAGUUGGAAAAUCUACAUCUUGAUUUGACAACUUCGCUUCCUUGCUUGUGACAUUUUAUGCAAAAGGUGCUGAAAACAGAGACGCAGGCAAUUUUUGCGCAAUCGUAUUUAAUGACCGGGGUCGUGCAGUUUGUUGUGUGCGUGAAAUAGAAGGGAAUCAGCUGUUUGGGUAGCUCUACAAAAUCAGAAAAUGUUUGGAAUAGUGCCUCGAUCUAUCAUGUCAGGUCAGAAACGAAGACGACGAUUGUUUCCAGUCUCGCCUACUCCUUCUGUUAUCCGCGGAUUGCAUUAUACAAAUGUAUACAGAUCCAGAUCGGCAAUAUCUGGUCAAAAAGCUGUACUGACAGAGGCUGUGAAGGCCAUCAAACCAGAUGAAGUACAGAAGAGGCACGUCACCGGUGACGUCAUCUCACCCGGUCAAGUAAUGGGCAUUGAACAUCUGAGGGAUCCCCGGUUGAACAAGGGCUUAGCAUUCACACUAGAAGAACGUCAGGCACUAGGUAUUCACGGCCUCCAACCAGCCCGUUUUAAAUCGCAAGAAGAGCAGCUGGAACUUUGUCGGAUAUCAAUACAACGCUACCAAGAAGAUCUGAACAAGUACCUGUACCUCACCGAAUUACACGACAGAAACGAAAAAUUAUUCUUUCGGCUAUUGUCAGAAAAUAUCGAGCAUCUGAUGCCCAUAGUUUACACGCCAACGGUUGGGUUGGCAUGUCAGAAGUUUGGGCUGAUUUACCGGCGGCCAAGAGGUUUGUUCAUCACGAUCAACGAUAUCGGACAUGUUUAUGAUGUCAUAAAGAACUGGCCAGAACCGAACGUGAAAGCCAUCGUAGUGACAGAUGGUGAACGUAUUUUGGGUCUGGGCGAUUUGGGCGCUUGUGGUAUGGGUAUUCCAGUGGGUAAACUUGCCCUUUAUACUGCCUUAGCUGGUAUCAAACCACACGAAUGUCUCCCGAUUGUACUGGACGUUGGCACAAAUAAUCAGAAUCUUCUAGAAGAUCCUCUGUACGUCGGACUAAGGCAAAGAAGAACAACGGGAAAAUUGUACGACGAUUUUGUCGACGAGUUCAUGCAAGCUGUAGUGAAAAGAUAUGGCCAGAACACGCUGAUUCAAUUUGAAGAUUUUGGCAACCACAACGCGUUCAGAUUCUUAGACAAAUACAGAGAAGAGUACUGUACAUUCAACGACGAUAUCCAGGGUACAGCAAGUGUAGCAGUGUCGGGCUUGAUGGCUUCUAGGAGAGUGACUGGAAAAAAAUUGACUGAAAACACGUUCCUGUUCCUUGGUGCUGGGGAAGCAGCAAUCGGUAUAGCUGAUUUGACAGUAAAAGCUUUGGAAAAUGAAGGUUUGACAGAGGAACAAGCUAGAGAAAGAAUUUGGAUGGUAGACAUUGACGGUUUGUUGGCGGUAGAUAGACCGGAAGGAAAUCUGGAGGGACACAAGAAAUUUUAUGCCAAAAAACAUCCUCCAAUGAAGGACUUCAAAGCAGUUGUUGAAGAAAUCAAACCGUCUAUAUUGAUUGGUGCUUCAGCAGCAGCUGGCGCGUUCACACCUGAAAUAUUGAGGAUGAUGGCGACAUUCAACGAGAGGCCUAUCGUUUUCGCACUGAGUAAUCCUACCAGUAAAGCAGAAUGCACGGCUGAACAGGCGUACACCAAUACAGAUGGACGAGUGAUCUUCUCUAGCGGAUCCCCGUUCGGCAAAGUGACCGUGGGCGAAAAGGUCUUCCAUCCUGGCCAAGGUAACAACGCCUACAUUUUCCCUGGCGUGGCCUUGGGCGUCUUACUCUCCGGCAUCCACCAUAUCAGUGAGCGCAUCUUUCUAAUUGCCUCCGAAACGGUCGCUAACCACGUGUCGGACACCGAUCUUCAGCGGGGAAGUCUCUAUCCUCCAUUGAGUUCCAUCAAGGAGGUCUCGAUGCAGAUCGCCAUGAAGAUUUUGGAUCAUGCUUAUGAGGAGCGUAUAGCCACAGUUUACCCAAAACCGAAAGACAUGCGGACAUACGUGCAAGAAAACCUAUACAAGUACUAUUACGAACCUGCUUUGGUCCCGACUUGGGGUUGGCCUGAUCACCCUGUCGUCAAAACAAGAGCCUAUCCAAAAUCUGAGAGAAAAUUUUACCAACCGAAAGAAACCCUAUGACAUUCGAAAAGAUAUUUGUCAAUAAAAAAAUGUCCUUUAUAAGCUUUCGAACAAGUUCAUUCUAAACUAACUUAAUGUGAUAUAGAAUUGGACUAAUAGGCCAUCCCAAACAGAUGAAUAGAAAAGAACAUGAACUUCGUCGAAAAAUGGUGGUUCUGUUAUUUGCUACACAUUAUCGGCACGACAAAUCCAAAAGUCACAUCUCUCUUAGCUGAUGUAUGUAUCAUUUUGGGUACAUAAAAAGGAAUUGCGUCCGUGUAUCCUAAGCCCAAGGACAUGCGAGCCUACAUAGAAUCUCAUCAGUACAACUACAACUACGAACCUUCUCUACCCCAGGUAUGGCCGUGGCCCAACCCUCCGUACAUCAAGACCAGACCAUUGGAGCCAACCAAAUUGAAAGCGUAGUACACUUGAACAAAUAGUUGAAAGAAUUGUUUUGUCUUUUGCGAUGACGAUAAACGCAAGCUAGCUGUAAGAUAUUUAAAUUAUUUUCGGUAUUUGGCAGAACUCCCGAAGAUGGUCUCUUACAGAUUUCAUGAAAAUAAUCAAAAUCCCAUGUAUACCACUUAGUAUUUUCGUCUAGAUACUAUUUUAUAGUACAAUAUAAUAUCUUCAUGCCAUCUGCAGAAUCAAACAUCAUUCGAAACAUAAGUUUAUGGAACAUCAAAAGUUAAUACUCUGAAGGUAACAUCGUUACGAUUUUCAUUGUCAAUUUAUAAAGUAUAAGGUAUCAACACCCCCAUUGAAGUUCAUGUGGCAAAAUAGAGAUGGCUUCUGCAGUUCUGUCAAACUAUUUUUAAUAAAUUUACGUAAGAUGUGAUUUAAAAUAUGAUCAUUUAUUUAUAUUGUACGUGCUUCAUCAAAUAAGCGUAUCCUUGGUUUUUAUCAUUUUAUUAGGAAUUGUGCCAUAUAUGUGUACUUAAUCAUUUUUCAUUUCGGAAGUAUUAUAAAAAGUAUUUUUUAUUUCACCAUCUGUAGUUUUAAUUUAUUGUCGAGCAAUAACAGUAUUUGUUUUCUGGUCAUUUUUAAUCCAUUAAAUACCUUUCAUGUAUUGAUAAGGUAAAAAAUAAAACCAUUGUAUUGUUA
Acanthoscelides obtectus is the source of this 3400-nucleotide messenger RNA. Lineage: Eukaryota; Metazoa; Arthropoda; Insecta; Coleoptera; Chrysomelidae. The record is from the annotation of a GenBank genome assembly.